Molecule: messenger RNA, 909 nt
Organism: Dufourea novaeangliae
Lineage: Eukaryota; Metazoa; Arthropoda; Insecta; Hymenoptera; Halictidae
Gene: Etfb
Product: electron transfer flavoprotein subunit beta
Exons: 3
Coding region: 76-837 (253 amino acids)
Cellular component (GO): cytosol
Molecular function (GO): electron transfer activity
Source: RefSeq, a predicted model, not a curated record
GCGAUAAAUAUUUUGCUAAGGAGUUCAUUAUAAUUUUUAAUUGUUACGAUAUAUCGAUCUGUUUCUUAAUUAAAAAUGGCGCGUGCACUUGUAGGUGUAAAGAGAGUUAUCGAUUAUGCAGUGAAGAUUCGUGUUAAGUCUGAUAAAACAGGUGUUAUAACAGAUGGAGUAAAACAUUCAAUGAAUCCUUUUGAUGAAAUUGCAAUUGAAGAAGCUGUUCGAAUGAAAGAAAAGAAGUUAGUGCAAGAAAUAAUUGCAGUUUCAUGUGGACCAGCACAGUCUACAGACACAUUAAGGACUGCGCUUGCAAUGGGUGCUGAUAAAGGGAUUCAUGUUGAGGUAUCUGGAUCAGAAUAUGAAACUUUACAACCCAUUCAUGUUUCUAAAAUUUUAGCCAAGUUAGCUCAAGAUGAAAAAGCUGAUUUAGUUAUUGUUGGUAAACAAGCUAUAGAUGAUGAUUGCAAUCAGACUGCACAAAUGAUUGGAGGACUUUUAGAUUGGCCAACGGGAACGUUUUGCAGCAAGAUUGAAAAUAAUAAUGGUGAGCUAACUGUUACUCGCGAAGUUGAUGGAGGUUUGGAGGUCAUAAAAAUGAAAACACCAGCAGUUUUAAGUGCUGAUCUUCGUCUUAAUGAACCAAGAUAUGCAACAUUACCAAAUAUUAUGAAGGCUAAGAAAAAACCAAUUAAAAAGAUGACACCAAAGGAUUUAGGCAUUGAUACUACUGCCAAAAUUGAUAUUUUGUCAGUUGAGGAGCCACCAGUCAGAGAAGCUGGUGUUAUUUUACCUGAUGUCGAUAGUUUAAUUGUGAAACUAAAGGAAGGGGGACAUGUUUAAUUGUAUGUUAUGCUUAAAAUGCAGCAACAGAGUUAUCUUACUGUCUUUAUACUCAUUAUAUUUUUUAUUAAA